Molecule: messenger RNA, 986 nt
Organism: Salvia miltiorrhiza (redroot sage)
Lineage: Eukaryota; Viridiplantae; Streptophyta; Magnoliopsida; Lamiales; Lamiaceae
Product: mitochondrial fission 1 protein A-like
Exons: 5
Coding region: 321-818 (165 amino acids)
Biological process (GO): mitochondrial fission; autophagy of mitochondrion; peroxisome fission
Cellular component (GO): mitochondrial outer membrane; peroxisomal membrane
Molecular function (GO): protein binding
Source: RefSeq, a predicted model, not a curated record
AAAAUAAAAGUGAACGAAUCGAAAAAGAUUCGGCGCACGCUUAUUUUUUCUAUUAAUUUGGUCAAAUUACAUUAGUUAAGUUGUUUUCUCCUUUUGAAUUUUUUCAAUAAAACUUAAUUAAAGUCCCUAAAAAAACAACUUAUUAAAGGUGAAGAGAGUAAUAAUUAUUUUUAAAUAGAAAGCAACUUAAACUAGAAGAAAAUAGCAUUUCAAUAUCCCAAGUUUUCUGAUCAAAUAAAAAAUAAAUAUCCCAAAGAUUUAACUGCUGCGAAGAUCUACGGGUUAGUUUUGUUUCUUGAUUUUUUUUUCAGCACUCUGAAAUGGACGCCAAGAUUAAUCAAUUCUUCGAGUCUGUCACUAGUUUUUUCGGUGGCGGCGACAACAUCCCGUGGUCCACUCCUGAUGUUGUCCUCGGCUGUGAGAGAGAAGUUGCAGACGCUGAAAAGGAUGGAUCUGAGGAUCGAGUUAAUGACAGUAUUAUGCGAUUGUCGUGGGCUCUUGUUCAUUCCAGACAACCUGAAGAUGUGCAACGAGGGAUAGCCAUGCUUGAAGCUUCACUAACCAACACUAAUAGUCCAUUGCAAAAGAGGGAGAAACUUUACCUGCUCGCUGUUGGUCACUACCGGAGCGGGGAUUAUCCAAGGAGCCGACAUUUUCUAGACCAAUGCUUGGAGAUUGCACCGGACUGGAGGCAAGCUCUGGCUCUAAAGAAGAAUGUUGAAGAACGGAUCACUAAAGAUGGUGUUAUUGGAAUUGGCAUCGCUGCAACUGCCGUUAGUCUUAUAGGAAUAGCAGCUGCAUUGGCUCGGAGGGGCUGAUCUUUCUUUUGGGAGAUAACAAACACGUUCAUCGUGCUUUUUGCUUUGUUUAGAUGCAACCUUUUUUCAGUUCACAUGAAUAAAUUUUAGCUUGUUUGUGAAUUAACCUCCAACUUUGGUGGAUUUCGGAUUAUUUUGGUUUAAUGAAAUGUAGAUGUUUUGUUUGCA